Messenger RNA from Didymodactylos carnosus, 651 nucleotides. NCBI's taxonomy places the organism in Eukaryota, Metazoa, Rotifera, Eurotatoria, Philodinida, Philodinidae. The record is from the annotation of a GenBank genome assembly.
AUGGCAUCUUCUUCACCAGCUAUCAUUAAACCAAUUCGGAAGCGUAAACUAAAGCAUUCUAAUCACCAUAUUAUGGUUUUAUUAAAAGAAUGGUUCCAUGAUGCAAAAGCAAAUGGUUUACAAACGGCACGCUGUUAUUCAAAGGCAAUGCGUUCUUUAGAAAAAUAUCCAUUACCACUGCAGCGAGGAAGUGAUUGUCGAAUAUUGUUUGGAUUUGGUGAGAAAACAUGUCAAAUGAUCGACCAGCAUCUGAAUAAGAAAAAACCAGAUGAUGCCUUGCAAUUAACAGAUACAAAAACAAUUUACAAAGCUGCUUCGGUUCCAGAUUUUAAUAUGAAUCAGCAACAACAUGAUCAAGAUUCGGAUGUUGGUAAUAAUGCCAUUUUACCGUCCAAACGAAAAGCAACAACAACAGCUAGUAAAAAUACGACGAUCAAAAAGACCAUUAGUUCUGGACCAUUGAUGGAUACUGGUGGUGAUGCAACAUCUCAAUUGCCUGCCAGUACAACAACAACAUCGAUGAUAUCAACCUUACUUGGUUCGAAUAAACCAAUGACAACAAAUAUAACACCACCAAAUGCUAUUUUAACACUGAAACCUUCAACAUUUCGAAUUAUUCUCUGUAUUGAUAAUCAAGAAGCGACAAGUUAG